This is a messenger RNA of Clonostachys rhizophaga, 1617 nucleotides long. The record is from the annotation of a GenBank genome assembly. Lineage: Eukaryota; Fungi; Ascomycota; Sordariomycetes; Hypocreales; Bionectriaceae.
AUGGUACGCAGGAUGGAGACGAAAUAUGCCCUCGCCGACAGGGAGACAGCUCAUGCCAAUUCUCAAGUCCUUGCCGAUAAUGACGACGCCGAAGAGACUGUAGCCCUCCCAAAAACCAAACCGGCUAUUAUUUCACGAUAUCUCGCAGCGGACUUCAAUUUUCCGUCAAGCGGGCCAGAGGAUGCCCUGGAAACGCAACUACCAGAAGCCAAAAUAGUAUCACAGGCGCCCAUCAGUCGGACCGCCACUACUCCCCAACUGUCGAACAAAUCCUCGUCGAGCGCUCAUAUUCCUGCUACCUCGAACACACCGCCAUGCGCGCAGCCAAGCCAGCGCAUAAUACCAGCUACUAUUCGGAAACACCCAAGCCCGCCUCGAGAAGGCCUCGGCGAACCAGGAAAGAAGCGCCGGCGUAUGAAGCCAAUCCAAUUCAGUGAUCCUGAUGACCCAGAGGAGAAUGCUGCAGCGGUAGAAAGCAGCAGGAACACGACCACCUUCUCACGCAUGGCGCCAACCAAAAUCUAUACCCAGAUCUCGAGUUCUAAUUCGAUUUCCUCGAGCAUAGUUGUGCCAGCUACCAUCCCACAAUCUCCACCAAUUCGGAAGAGUCCGCCCCAAGGACGUGCUCAACGGGCAUCUGGACUCAACGGAGCACAGAACCAAACUACAGGUCAGCUAAAUGACAAGAAUGAUGCGAUAGAGAUAAUAGUUCCCCCAACUAUCCCUGAGCUCAAACCUUUCGAGCUCUUCACACAGACAUAUCCAGCUUAUGAAAAGGAUUACCGAGGCACCCGAUGGUCAUUUAUAAGAGCCUGCGUCUGCCUGGACUACUUAAUGAAAGCCAACUCGUUGCGAGAGUAUCUGUGGGAUGACUUUAUCAGAGCCUUCUCUGCAGAUUAUGUCGAAUACGUUGAAAAUACUAACGACCCCCUUCCAGCCCUGGAUUGGUUCAAUACUCUUAGUGGCGCACCAGUGUUCACUCAACUGUUGGUCAAAAGGGACACCAUCCAUGAUAUACUGAACACAUACCCUGAUGAACUUCGGAUGGCAAAAUCAUAUACCAACGAAGAGGGGAAGAACAAGGGCAGAGAUAGCCGGUCCCGUGGAAGUGACCAUAAAAGUGCAAGUCCAGCUGAGCCACCUCGGGUCAGCCCUCAGCACAUCUCCUCCCCUCCCCGCAUCCUAAUCGAUCCCGAGACUGUAGUCGAAACCGUUCCCUCUACAUCAAUCGAGAUGCAGGAUGUACAAAAUAACAUUUCACCAAUCUCUCCCAAACCUCGGCUCCCGAGUUCACCAACAACGCCCACGGUAGAUCGGGAGCCUGGAAAACAUGAUACGCCCCCGGCUGAACCCACAGUGCCUAGCACAACCAGAUUAGAGUAUCCCACACAGGUUAACUUUCCCCAUCCACUGCUGGACACCCCGCAUCCACCGAUUCCAUCAAGCGCAAGGUCAACUGCCACGAGGUCGUCGACAGGCACUCGCCGAGGGUCAAGUUACCUCCAGAGGCUGGCGUCAAGCGCCAAGGAUCCGGAUGCCAAGAGGCGGGAACGUCUUCGACGGCAUUUCCUUAGGAAGAAAUCCGGCUCGACACCCAGCUCCAGGAAGGCUGCUUGA